Cyclocybe aegerita is the source of this 633-nucleotide messenger RNA. NCBI's taxonomy places the organism in Eukaryota, Fungi, Basidiomycota, Agaricomycetes, Agaricales, Hemipholiotaceae. The record is from the annotation of a GenBank genome assembly.
AUGCUGUCCUCCACGAAAGAAACACACUCCCGGAGAUCCACAAGUUCUCUCUGUACGUCCACGACGCCCACGUCGUCACUCUCCAUAACCUCGUCACGCCGUUUUCAGUCCUGUCUUCCAUACUUUAACUGCACAGUUUGGAAGCUCCGAGGACGAUGUCUAGUGAGUGAAAGGUUAUUCAUGAAGCUAUUCCUCGUGGACGAGCACGGGGUCGAAACCUACCAGAUGACCGCAGUGGUACCUUGGCCAACAUGGAAAACAAACACCUCCAGCUUCAUGCAAUACGCCGCUGCACAUUUCGACCACCCAGAACUUCAGAAGGAGUCUAGAGGGCCUCUCUCCUUGAGAUGUGCCACGCGCGAGGGGGAAGGCGUCGUGUGGACGCAUGUCAGCGUGUACAGUUGGGCUUGUAUAAGACCUCAAGAUGAACUGGCAAUUUUUAUUUCGCGCACGAAGGAGGAAUCACAGGACGGGCAUGACCCGGUCAGUGACGCGAAGGAUGCCGGAGCUGUUCGACCUGAAUUCCCUCAACUCGUUUGCCUUACAUGCACUGAGCACCGUGCUACCGGGGCCGAUGACACCAGGAAAUUUGCAAACACGCGUUGGUUGUUUUCGGACGCGAGGACGAGGUAA